AGAGUUUCGACGACGUUGACGUGGGAGUCAUCACCGGUGAUGUCCAAAUCAAUCCCGAGGCAAACUGUCUGAUUAUGACAACUGAGAUUCUGCGUUCCAUGCUUUAUAGAGGCGCAGAUCUGAUUAGAGACGUGGAGUUUGUCAUUUUCGACGAGGUCCACUACGUCAACGAUAUAGAAAGAGGAGUGGUUUGGGAAGAGGUCAUCAUUAUGCUUCCCGAGCACAUUAAGGUUGUGUUGCUUUCUGCCACGGUUCCAAAUACCUAUGAAUUUGCUUCGUGGGUCGGGCGUACCAGACAGAAAGACAUUUACGUCAUUUCGACGUCCAAGCGUCCUGUGCCGUUGGAAAUAUUUGUGUGGGCCAAGGACGAUAUUUUUAAGCUAAUUGAUGCUAACGGAUCUUUCCAGCAGAAGAAUUUCAGAUUGCACGAGGACAAGCUUCUCAAGAAGAAGGAUGUUCCUGAGAGUAACGCCAAGGGAAAAGGCGGGGCUGUGGUUCGCGGCGGAGCACGAGGUGGUGCGAGAGGCGGCCGUGGAGGGGCCCGUGGAGGCUCAACAAUGUCAGGAAAAAUGUUCAAAAGAGACGGGCCAAACAAGAACUCGUGGCACAAUCUGGUGACGUUCUUGCAAAAGAAAGACCUCAUGCCGGCAGUCAUCUUUGUGUUCUCCAAGAAACGUUGUGAAGAAUACGCAGACACUUUGCGAGGAGUGAAUUUCUGCACCGCUAAGGAGGCGUCACAAAUCCAUAUGUUCAUUGACAAAGCUGUUUCCAGACUUAAAAAGGAAGAUCGGGAGCUGCCUCAGAUCCUCAAAGUCCGUGAAAUGCUUUCUCGGGGUAUUGCGGUUCAUCACGGUGGUCUUUUGCCGAUCGUGAAAGAAAUCAUUGAGAUUCUAUUUUCCAAGACCCUUAUCAAGGUCCUUUUUGCAACGGAGACCUUUGCCAUGGGACUUAACCUCCCAACAAGAACUGUCGUUUUUAGCGAAUUGCGGAAGCAUGACGGAACAGGAUACAGAAACCUGCUUCCUGGUGAAUUCACGCAGAUGUCAGGCCGCGCAGGUCGCCGUGGAUUGGAUAGCACGGGUACUGUGAUUGUGAUGGCUUACAACCAACCGCUGGAGGAAUUUUCAUUCAAAGAGGUGACCAUGGGUACUGCUACAAAGCUAUCAUCGAAAUUUAGACUCACAUAUAACAUGAUUUUAAACCUGCUUCGUAUAGAGGCAUUGAGAGUGGAGGAGAUGAUCAAAAGAUCUUUUGGUGAGAAUACAACUCAAUCGCUGCUGCCUGAACAUGAAAUUGAGAUUGCCAAGCUUGAAAAGCAGCUCAAGGAUCUGAAAAAGCAAAACAUUUCCGAGGAAGACAACGCCAAACUUAACCUAUUCUACGAAACGAUGGAGGAAAUGAAGGAACAGUAUGGCGAUCUUGUGCAGGAGAGUAUGAAGCUGUUGUACUACCAAAAGCGACUCAAGGUCGGACGUCUUGUUGUUUACCGUGACCGUGACACAAACCAGUCAUAUCCUGCUGUGACGGCUAGAUGGAGCAACGGUGACGACAAAAUAACUCUUUUGACUUUGGAUGUCCAACAAAGUUCUAAGAACCAGUUCAAUUGUGUGUAUACGACCAAUUUUGGUCAGCCUUAUGUGGCAAAGUUCUUUAGCAAGUGGAAAGCGGGCACCAAUUUCAAAUUCAUCGAUGUUUCUCUUAGUGACAUAGAGUUUGUUGGCGCAUACUCUGUGCGGUCCUAUAUCAAUGGCAUCAUUAACAAGGACCCUAAAAGUAUCAGUGGUUUCAAGACGGAGGUGGGCCAGCUUCUUCGAUACCAACGUAAAUGGGGUGAGCUGGACUGGACUGCAUUCCAGAACCCAAAUAUGAUUGAUAUCUUGACACGCAUCGAUGAGCUGCGGGAUACGGUGAUGAAUUGCUUUGCUGACGAAAAGUUUGACUCACUUGUCGAAGCAGAAUAUCCAACUUUCAUGAACCGCAAGAACAUUGAGAAACGCAUAGAAUCUUUGAGAAGUCUGAUGAGCGAGGAGAACCUGGAGCUUUUGCCUGACUACGAGCAACGUUUGGAGGUUUUGAAACAGCUGGGAUUUGUCAAUGACCAGCUGACGGUCACGCUAAAAGGACGCGUUGCUUGUGAGAUCAAUUUCGGCUUUGAGUUGAUUGUUACCGAACUCGUUUUCGAGAACAUUUUGGGAACGUUUACCAGCGAGGAAAUUGUGGCUUUGCUUUCGUGCUUUGUGUAUGAUGGAAAACGGGGAAACGAAGAGGGCCCAGCUCCUUUGUGCACGCCACGCCUGGAGAGUGGAAAAGACAAGAUAGUGGAAAUCGUGGAGCAGGUGAUGAAGGUGUCCAACGAGAACAAGAUCAUAUUGACAGCAGAAGAAGAACAGUUCCUUGAAAACAACCGGUUUGGGUUGGUGAACGUCGUUUACGAAUGGGCCAGAGGACAGUCGUUCAAGGAUAUCAUGGAACUGAGCAACGACGAAAACGAAGCAGAAGGAACGAUCGUCAGAGUCAUCACAAGAUUAGAUGAAGUGUGUCGUGUGGUGAUGAAUUGUGCUCUUAUCGUGGGUGACUCUGAACUACAUAUGAAGAUGGGUGAGGCUCAAGAAAAAAUCAAACGAGACAUCGUUUUCUGUGCUUCGCUGUAUUUAUAGAUGGAACAUUGGGUACAUAAAUUAGCUUUUCAUUUUCUUUUGAGACUGCGUGGCUUGGUGACACCUGCGGGCCGCACCGUCUUGACUCCGUCCAGCGUCUUGAGCGGCUUGACUGAUCCUUUACCCUUGUUUAGUCGCAGAGCAGGUUUUGUACUCGCCAAAUUAGGACCUGCCUCUACCACAAUCGAGACCACCGUUUCUCCGCGCAAAAUCACCAAUCCCAGUAACCGUUUUUCUUCGCUUAUCCCUGAUUCAUCCGCAUCAACAGCUUUUUGCUCGCGAAGCUGUUUUUUAGACCGCUUUGUCAGUCUAAACUCCUCUGCAUCUGCCAGAACUAAAUUCAUGUGCGAGUCAAAAGAUAAGAGGGUUCCUGUGAACUGUGAGGUAUCCAGUGUGGUCACUCGCACACGGAAGUUUAUAAGGUUUGCC
Ogataea polymorpha is the source of this 3086-nucleotide messenger RNA. RefSeq lists its product as uncharacterized. NCBI's taxonomy places the organism in Eukaryota, Fungi, Ascomycota, Pichiomycetes, Pichiales, Pichiaceae. The record is from RefSeq and is a predicted model, not a curated record. Gene Ontology annotation, cellular component: Ski complex. Gene Ontology annotation, biological process: nuclear-transcribed mRNA catabolic process, 3'-5' exonucleolytic nonsense-mediated decay. The coding region runs from base 75 to 2657 and encodes 860 amino acids. Gene Ontology annotation, molecular function: RNA binding; RNA helicase activity; ATP binding. The transcript has a single exon.